Prionailurus viverrinus (fishing cat) is the source of this 5630-nucleotide messenger RNA. It is a transcript of the gene RNF149, whose product is annotated as ring finger protein 149. The record is from RefSeq and is a predicted model, not a curated record. Lineage: Eukaryota; Metazoa; Chordata; Mammalia; Carnivora; Felidae. The transcript is spliced from 9 exons. The coding region runs from base 166 to 1365 and encodes 399 amino acids.
GCGCGUGCGCCGCGGCCCCGCCCGCCCCCCGGCCUGGUUUUGCGCUGCUCCGCGGAGAGCGUCUUUUCCUCGCUCUCUGGCUGCUUGCACGCGCCCUCCUUCCGGACCUCGGGAGUCGCGCAGCUCCCGGCCCGGUCUCCUCCCCGACUGCCUGGCUGCGGGGCCAUGGCGUGGCGGCGGCGGCCCGAGGCCGGCGUCGGGGUCCGCGGCGUGCUGGCGCUGCUGGCGCUGGCUGUGUGCGCGCCCGGGGCCCGGGGGCGGGCGUUCGAGUGGUAUUCGGCCGUGGUGAGCACCGAGUACGUCGACCCGUACACGAACCGCACCGUAUGGAGCGUCUCGGAGAGCGGCCGCUUCGGCGACAGCUCGCCCAAGGAGGGCGCGCAGGGCCUGGUGGGCGUCCCGCGCGCGGCGGAUCGCGACCCCGAGGGCUGCGCGCCAGAUACCCGCUUCCUCGUGCCCGCGCCCGGCGGCCAUGGAGCCGCGCCCUGGGUCGCCCUGGUGGCGCGCGGUGGCUGCACCUUCAAGGACAAGGUGCUGGUGGCUGCACGGAGGAACGCCUCGGCCGUGGUCCUCUACAACGAGGAGAGCCACGGGAACCUCACCGUGCCCAUGUCCCACGCGGGAACAGGAAAUAUAGUGGUCAUUAUGGUUAGCUACCCAAAAGGAAGAGAAAUUAUGGAUCUGGUGCAGAAAGGCAUUGCAGUCAAAAUGACCAUAGGAGUUGGCACCCGUCAUGUGCAGGAGUUCAUCAGUGGUCAGUCUGUGGUAUUUGUGGCCAUUGCCUUUAUCACCAUGAUGAUUAUCUCGUUAGCCUGGCUGAUAUUUUACUAUAUACAGCGUUUCCUAUACACUGGCUCACAGUUUGGAAGUCAGAGUCAUAGAAAAGAAGCUAAGAAAAUUAUUGGCCAACUUCCACUUCAUACUGUAAAGCAUGGAGAAAAGGGAGUCGACGUUGAUGCAGAAAACUGUGCAGUGUGUAUUGAGAAUUUUAAAGUGAAGGAUGUUAUCAGAAUUCUGCCAUGCAAGCAUAUUUUUCAUAGAAUAUGCAUUGACCCAUGGCUUUUGGAUCACCGCACGUGUCCAAUGUGUAAACUUGAUGUCAUCAAAGCCCUGGGAUAUUGGGGAGAGGUGGAGGAUGUGCAGGAGAUGCCCGCUCCAGAAUCUACCCCUGGGAGUGUUUUGGCUGCAAAUUUGAGUAUUACUCUACAAGAGGAGGACAGAAGCGAGGGGAACAAUUUACCAUCCUCUUCCACUAGUGAGUCUGCACUGCAGUGUGAUGCCGGCUUUAAAGAAGAUGCAGGUGAAGACACAGCCUUACUAGAAAUGGGCAGGAGCGACCUUGAACAUGGAAGGCCCAUCUCCUAGCACACAUCCUGGUGACCGCGUCACGGACAGAGCUUUGACUUCAAUUAAAGGACUUUUUUUUUUUUUUUUUUUUUUUUCAGCACAUAGUUUGUAUAUUUGAAAAUAAUGUACAUUCUUUUACCUUUCAGGUUCUGAUUUGAUACACAAAGGGCUAAGAUAUUUUAUUCUUAAAGAGAUGUUUUGAUUAGUCUUAAUAUAUUUAUCUACUAAAAUAUAUCAUUUAUGAUAAACAGUAUGUUGUUUUGGACUAUUACAGAGGAGACCACUAGGAAGGCCCUCUAAAGGGGGUGGCAGGGGGAGGUUUUUCUGAAUACUACUAGACUAGCUACCACGGUACUGUACAAAUGGGAUUUUGUUUCUCAAGGAUGGCUAUAGACUGAGCAACUGAAUUUAGACUAGUGGAAGUGGAAUUGUAUAAUUCACUUCAGUUAUUGAUCACGAGUUUUCCUUGGAGGAAAGGCUUUUCUAGAGCAUUAAACUUAUAAAUGAGAUCUGAGAAAUCUACAGCUUUCUCAAACCUCCAUGUUAUUAUAUAGACUUUGAAACCUACGAACACCUUUUUAUUGUUCUCUCUUUGGAAUUAUAGGAAAAGCGUUAGGUGACUUUAGGAUUUGCAUUUUCCCUUUUUAAUCCCUAAUUGCUUGUGAUACCUUAAAGGAGAGGGAAAUUUGUCCAUUUUUUCUACAAAUGAAAAGCUAAGAUCCUUCAUCACACAUGAGCAGUAAGUUCUUCAUUGCCUUAAGGAAAUCGAGCAGGCAGAGUUUUUUGUAAAUGAUGACUGUAUUAGUUCCAACUACAAUUUAAUCUUUACAAUUAAAAGGAUGGAGAACUUUGUUUCUGUUACAAAGUAAGCAGUUUACUUGAUUGAUUUAAAGAUCAUGAUCUCGUGUAAUCAUCUAUCCUUUUUAUUCUUGGCUGUUCUCACUUGUAGGUUGAAAGCGGCAGGUGAAUGUAAAGCUUUUGGAGACUGCACUCUUAAAUUUUAUAAAAUUAUUAAGUAAAAACGCACACUUUCUGCUCUCCUCUCCCUUCUUGGAGGUGGAAGUUGAGGAGGGUGAGGGAGAGUUAUUUUUUUAAAACUUGAAACUGUUGUCCUUUGUUGCUUCUAAGUUAGUUGUGUGUAUCUUUAUUUUGUGAGUAAAAAUAAAGGUCUGUUUGGAGUUUUAAAAAAUAUAAGGAAUUCAUUCUUAACAGCUGCAUCUAAGUUUUGUAUGGCUCUGUUUUCUUUUUUUUCCUUCAAACUAUUUGUUGCCCUUGGAUUUUAGCCACUCAUAGUGAAACAUUUGGUGAGUAAACAGUUUUGCUGGUGUAAAUUCUGUGGCCAGAUUCAACUUGAGGAGCUACUGAAGUAGAAAAGUUGACUGACUUUGAGCUCUCAUUGACAGCCUCAAAGUAGGUUUCCUUAAUAGCCAUUAUCUUUGUGGUUCAUUGCAAAUAGGAAAGUAUGUCCUUGAUUCUGUACCAAGUAGGUUUUUUGCUGUUUGUAUUUUAAGAUACAUACUUGGGAGACAUACUUUAAUUAAUAAUUCUUUCCAGUAUCCAAUGAAGCAGACUUUUAAAAAGAAUAUCAUGACAGAUCAAGCUAAAUUGUUUGAUAAUUACAGAAGUAUGAUUUCUUCAUUAGCAGCUAUCAGAUACAGCUUUCCAUAAUUCAAAUGUUUGAACACUAAACUGCAAAUUCAAGAGAUGGGAAGAACUAUAGUGGUCUGGUCUCAUCUGCAGAAACAUGUCUUUAAAAAUAAUUUUUUUGUUUAUUUUUGAGAGAGGCAGAGCAUGAAUGGGGGAGGGGCAGAAGAGGGAGACACAGAAUCCGAAGCAGGUUCAAGGUUCUGAGCUAUCAGCAGCUCAAACCCACAGAGCAGUGAGAUUCUGACCUGAGCCAAAGUCGCUUAACUGACGGAGCCACUCAGGCACCCCUGGAAACAUGUCUUUAAUAGCAGAGAAAGGAAUUACCAAGAAAAAAUAGAGAACUGCAACACUUUGAAAGCUUCCUUUGAUAGGCUUUUUUUUAGAUAUAAAUAUGAUAGAAAAGGGUCAAAUAUUAGAAUGUUUGCUGAGACAUGAAAUUGAUAAAAUGCUACUCAGAAUAUGGGAAUGUAAUGAAGAAAAGGUAAACCAGAGAGAUUUGGUUUAAGGUUAGUCAUAUUUAUGGCAGCAAUCAUGUUCCCACUAACAAUUGUCAUAAAAGCCAUUUGUUCACAAUUACUGUAGAAAGUUUUUUUUUUUUUAACUUUGAAAGUCCCAGGCAGCAUGUGAAAGAAGCAGUUUGACCAUGAACGUGAAGCACUGUUGUCAGUCGCCUACCCAGGUGCUACUUCUGGGUUUCCCGCUAGAACACCACAAAGGGCAGGAGGAGAUGUGCAAAAACAGGGCACCUUGGACAGGUGAUUUGAAGAUACUACAACUAGAAACCGGAACUAGAAAACCCAGAGAAUUCAAGAUAUGUUAUUUUUAACAUGGCAGUCAAUUGAACUACACUUAAAAGUUGAUUACAGUUAUUGAAUCCCAGGACUAUAGUUGAUUUCAGGUGUUUCUCCAGUGUCCAAGGUCUUCAACAAUCGGAAAAGGCCAGCGGCUUCUCGUAUCCUGCUGAAUUCAAUACAGAAUGCCUGCACUUCUAUAAACAAGUCCUGCACGUUAAUUAUUUUGUUACGGAUCAAGGACUGGAGAAAGACACACACAAGACGCACCAAACGAUUCUGAAAAAGAGAAAGCAAAUUUAGUGUACCCGUUUUCUUGGCAGGUAUUUAUAAAAUUUACAAAAAUCUCUGCUACUUACCUGCAUAUAUUUAUCCUUAAUUUGUUCACAAGUAGAGAUGCAAUUUGAUAUGUAAAGGUGAAUAAAUUCAGGAGGUAGAUCAACAGCUGUAGUGAGUCUGUUUCAGAAAGUUAAAAAGUUAGGGCUGUUACAAAACACUGUUACCCAUAAAAUAUAAAAUUCCUCUUUGGUCAUUUAGUCAAAAUUUCUGACAGAUGAUCAGUUACCUACUUUUAAACAUACUUAUGCAAAUAAGCCUGAGUCACCCACUGUGUUAGUCAAUGGCACUUCAUUUUUUAAGUCUAUACUUAGCAUUACAUUACACAUGAAAAUUACUCAUAAUUUUGAACACCACAUUUCUGUGUUCUUGGUUGAAUCCUAAUUUGUAGUUAAUGGUCUUCAAGCUCUAGUAAGUAACGUUAACUAAACCUCAAUUACAUGUAAGUGCUGUGCAAGGUGGUAGGUCCAAGAAGGUAUAAUUUUUAAUAAGUAUAAUUAAGGGCUAAAAUGAGGGGUUUGCAAAAAGCAGUGUAAAUGAAAAAACAGGAAAAGCCUUAAAGGUCAAGUGGCCUAAAACUGAAACCUCGAAGUAUUUCUUGUAACCUAGCAAGUGAUGUGAGAAAAAGCUGGGAUCUGGGAUUAGUGUGCCACAUUCAGGAACAUGGUGGUAGAGAUCCGGAUGGAAUGUGACAGAAGGCAUUGGUGGCACAUUAGUGUCUCCAAGAGGAAAAGCUGGUAUUUUCCAAAAGAUUCUGUGGAAUAUUUUAAGGAAAACAAAAGAUGGGAAUUCCAUGUUCAAAUAAAGGUAUGCUAUGCUAGCUAUACAGUAUGAAUUUCCAAAAGGAAUUCUAAACUUCUUUGACUACAGAACCUUUCCCCAUAAAGCACCAAGGAACCAGUGCUCUGAGAAAAGUGCUGUGGUCACUUGAGGUUGGGGGGGAAGGGGGUGGCGGGGGGGGGGGGGGGGGUGGCACAAGGAACAGACCUCAUCCUUGAAAUUAUUCUCUAGAAAGAAUACUACUGAUAAAAAGAUGUGGUUAUUCUUGGACUAAAUACCAAAUAGCUGGUGAAAACAGUGCUACAAGAACAUAGUGAAGGGGAAAAAGCUGGCACUGAGAGGGCAGUCAGUCCAAGGAUGGGAGCAGAAGCAGCCCCAGAAGGAAGUGAGUCUGCACUGGAGGGAAAAGCCUGAACAGGAGAAUGCAGACACACAGUAGUGUAUUUUCAACAAACAGCUGACCAGUUUUGCCAAUGACAGAAAAUAAAGUUGAAAGCCUCAUGCCUGCCUCCUCUCUCUCCCACCCCAGAAAGAACACUCCUGUACACAUACUUGUGAUUACUUAGUUCUUACUGGCUGAUAAGCUUAAAAGGGCAGCCUUCAGUACAAUUUCAAGAAGGUUAAAAAAAAAAAAAAACAACUAAAAAUUUGUUGCUAGUUUUUGCCUUCUGGCCAUUUAAUCAGGAUCUAGAUUCACACCGCCCCCGCCACCCACCCACACCCGAUCAA